AUGGUUGGCAAAAUGUCACUCUUAUAUAUGUAGCCUCUUCAUACCAUACAUAUCAAAUCUCAUUUUUUAAUCCAACCUUAUGGUAGCAUUUCUAUUUCACCAUUUCUCAAUUCUGCUUGUGUAAGAAAACAAAGGGCCAUGAAGGAUUCACAAAAUAAACAAUACCAAGAAGAACAAGCCUUGAUGAAUCCACCAAAAAAGGGAAGAAACAAAUGUGUAACUUGCAUAUGCAUAGUGUUAUUACUAUUACUAGUUUUAGUAAUAGUUUGUGUUAUUCUUGCCUUCACCCUUUUCAAGCCAAAAGACCCAAAAACAAAGGUUGUUUCAGCUACUUUAGAAGGUAUAUCACCUCGUCUAACAUUUCCUGCUAUUAACAUACAACUCAAUGUUACUCUAAAUCUCAAGAUUCAAGUCGAUAAUCAAAACCAUGCAAGCUUCAAACAUGCAGAUGGAACUAGUCUUUUGAUGUAUAAAGGUGUUGAAGUUGGAGAUACAGAUAUAUAUGCUGGUUUGAUUCCUGCAAAAGGUUCUACUAUUCUUCCUUGUAGACUUACCCUUCAAGCUGAUAAAUUAGCAUCCAAUGUGACAGGUUUAUUAGGGGAUUUAAUGGGUGGUCAACUCUCUUUGGAAGCAGUUACUAGGAUUCCUGGAAGAGUUACUUUUCUUGGAUUUAUCAAGAAACAUAUCGUUGCUAAGUCUAAUUGUCAAUUUGUUUUUGGUUUUCCUGAUAUGGAGAUCAAAAGCCAAAUUUGCAAGAAUAAAGCUAAGUUAUGAUUGUAUUUGGAUUGCGGUGUGACUGCAUGAAGUCAGCUAUAUCUGAUCAGACGGUCUAGAUCUUAAUGUAGAUUCUAUAUUUUUUUAAAUUUAAAAUACCAGGUUUGAAGUUUGGACCGUCCAUUUUAAUCGGACGGUCCAUAUGUAGUGAAUCAUGCAUGAAGGCAAUAGAUUUGUAGAUUAUAUAUAUGGUCACUUCAUACUUUACUCAUAUAAAUAAUAGUGUUACAUGUAUUUAUAUAAAUUUAUGAAUGUAGUUUUGAUUGUGGUUUUGAAAAUUUUGGGAAUUCUAUUUUGAGGA
Messenger RNA from Medicago truncatula (barrel medic), 1075 nucleotides. RefSeq lists its product as uncharacterized. The transcript has a single exon. Bases 139 to 774 code for a protein of 211 amino acids. Lineage: Eukaryota; Viridiplantae; Streptophyta; Magnoliopsida; Fabales; Fabaceae. The record is from RefSeq and is a predicted model, not a curated record. Gene Ontology annotation, biological process: defense response to other organism.